Malania oleifera is the source of this 978-nucleotide messenger RNA. Its product is annotated as probable calcium-binding protein CML20. Gene Ontology annotation, biological process: mitotic cell cycle; centriole replication. The coding region runs from base 137 to 655 and encodes 172 amino acids. The record is from RefSeq and is a predicted model, not a curated record. The transcript has 6 exons. Gene Ontology annotation, cellular component: centrosome; centriole. Lineage: Eukaryota; Viridiplantae; Streptophyta; Magnoliopsida; Santalales; Ximeniaceae. Gene Ontology annotation, molecular function: calcium ion binding.
UCCGCAAUAGCCCAUUAGUCCAUGCCCAUGCCCAUAAAUAAAAAAGUAAUGUAGACGCCCGAGAUUCCACAGGUUCCUCUUGGACGAAGAAGCGCCCGUUGCUCGCGAAGGCUGAAGAUCAGCGUCCGUCAAGGCUAUGGCUAGCUUAUACAGAGGUGCAUCUAGGAAAGAUAAACAGAGAUCUCGUCAUCAUGGAUUGACAACACAGAAGAAGCAGGAGAUAAAGGAGGCAUUUGAGUUAUUUGAUACUGAUGGCUCAGGUAUUGAAAUUAUUGCAAAACUAAAACUAAAAUUAUUUCAUGACAGGGCCUUGGGUUUUGAAAUGACAGAAGAGCAAAUCAAUCAAAUGAUUGCAGAUGUGGACAAGGAUGGCAGUGGGGCUAUUGAUUUUGAUGAAUUCGUGCAAAUGAUGACUGCCAAGAUGGGAGAAAGGGAUACUAAGGAGGAGCUUAUGAAGGCAUUCCGUGUCAUUGAUCAAGAUAACAAUGGAAAGAUAUCUGCGUCAGACAUUAAGCAUAUUGCAAAAGAACUGGGUGAGAACUUUACUGACAAUGAAAUUCAAGAGAUGAUUGACGAAGCAGAUCGAGAUCGUGAUGGAGAAGUGCACUUUGACGAUUUCAUGAGGAUGAUGAGGACAACUGGAUAUGGCUAUUAGAGUCCCAAUGCUAGAUGUGCUGUCAAUGUUUUAGAGUCAAAUCUGGGCGGAAACUUUGGUUUUGGUUUCUGCUAUACUGUAAUAUAAGUUCUCUAGAUUAUUAUUUAUUAUUAUUACUAUAAUGUGGUUGGAAUGACAUAAUUUUAUAGCCUUGACAAUAUUACUAUUUCAUUUUUAUUUUGAUUUGGUAGCGGGGUUGCUUUCUUUGCAAAAUAUACGGGAAAAAAUACAUGUUAAUAGGAUAUGCUACUUGGGUUUUCAUUUGUUUCAUGAACCAAAAUGAAGCUAUUUGUGCAUGUUAAUACCAUGUUAUCCUCGUACCA